AUGAGUUGCACCAAUGAUGCUAAAUGGUGCCUCCCUGGCUCCAUAAUUGUCACAGCAACAAAUUUUUGCCCACCAAAACCUUCACUGCCUAAUAACAAUGGCAGAGUGCACCGCACAAAGAAGGGAGGAAUAAGGUUUACAAUAAAUGGGCACUCCUACUUCAACCUAGUAUUGAUCACCAACGUCGGUGCUGCUGGGGAUGUCCAUUCUGUAUCAAUCAAAGGAUCAAGAACUGAAUGGCAACAAAUCUACAACUUUGACGAGCUGGCACUUACUGGUAACUUUCUGUUCUCUUCAUGUGGCAUUAUGAUUGAAAUUCUUCGAUCACAAACCAAUAGAAUCACAAACUGUAAUUGGAUUUGGUAUUCUGAAUGGGAUUUCAAUUGGAUUAUUGAACCUCAGCUUGGUUUCAAUUCUGUUGGUUUCUAUCGGAUGACAAAGCUGGCAAUCAUCCCAUGCACAGUACUGUUGGAAACUCUUUUCCUAAGCAAGAAUUUCAGUCAAAGCGUUAAGCUUUCUCUGAUGGUCCUGCUUCUAGUUGUUGGCAUUGCAACUGUUACUGACCUACAGCUCAACAUUCUGGGUUCUGUUCUUUCUCUUCUUGCAGUUUUCAUCACUUGUAUUGCUCAAAUUGUGUCCAUUAUAAAUUGUUCUUUUCCUUCACCGGUUGCGCAACCUACCAGCUCUUAA
Messenger RNA from Fraxinus pennsylvanica, 690 nucleotides. Lineage: Eukaryota; Viridiplantae; Streptophyta; Magnoliopsida; Lamiales; Oleaceae. The record is from the annotation of a GenBank genome assembly.